This is a messenger RNA of Peromyscus leucopus (white-footed mouse), 974 nucleotides long. It is a transcript of the gene Cisd2, whose product is annotated as CDGSH iron sulfur domain 2. The coding region runs from base 64 to 471 and encodes 135 amino acids. Gene Ontology annotation, cellular component: intracellular membrane-bounded organelle; mitochondrial outer membrane. Gene Ontology annotation, biological process: regulation of autophagy; autophagy of mitochondrion. The transcript has 3 exons. NCBI's taxonomy places the organism in Eukaryota, Metazoa, Chordata, Mammalia, Rodentia, Cricetidae. Gene Ontology annotation, molecular function: 2 iron, 2 sulfur cluster binding. The record is from RefSeq and is a predicted model, not a curated record.
AGCCCCCGGCCGCUUCCGCUCUCACGCAAGCGCAGCAGCCGGGCAGCGGACGGCGCCGGCACGAUGGUCCUGGACAGCGUGGCCCGCAUCGUGAAGGUGCAGCUGCCCGCCUACCUCAAGCAGCUCCCGGUCCCCGAGAGCAUUACCGGCUUCGCCCGGCUCACAGUUUCAGAAUGGCUCCGCUUGCUGCCCUUCCUCGGCGUGCUUGCACUCCUUGGCUACCUUGCAGUCCGUCCCUUCUUCCCGAAGAAGAAACAGCAGAAGGACAGCCUGAUUAAUCUGAAAAUACAAAAAGAAAAUCCCAAGGUGGUGAACGAAAUAAACAUUGAAGAUCUAUGUCUUACUAAAGCAGCUUACUGUAGGUGUUGGCGUUCCAAGACGUUUCCCGCCUGUGAUGGGUCCCAUAAUAAACAUAACGAGUUGACAGGUGAUAACGUGGGUCCACUCAUACUGAAGAAGAAAGAAGUAUAACAGUAGCCAUUUGUGAUGGAAACUCUUGUAAUAUUUCUCAUUUGUUGUGUACAAACAAGUCUUUGGAAGUUUUAACUCUCGGUACUGGUUGAAUAAUUAUUUCUGCCAAUUAUUUUCUUGCUACACUACUACUUAUAUUUGAUACUUUAUAUAUUUAGUCAUUUAUAUAGAAAUCAAAUGGUCAUCUCAUUCUGGAAUCAAGAGCUACUGUGUCUUUCAACAAUAAAGUCAGUACUUCGAAUUUUAAUUAAUUGGGACGUUAAAGUUUGGCCAUGGGCCAAAAGUUAUUUCUUUGCAUAUCAGUAUUUCAACAGAAUGUAUAUAUUUUUAAAAAAUUCUCCCCUGUUAUGUUAAAUGUAUUUUUGUACUGUUUUGUUUUGCUCACUUAAAGUAGUUUGCCAUUCUUUGGUAUUUGUGAAACUCUGCUGUUUUUAGAUGAAUUAUGAAAAAUAUUGCCAUCAAGAAUUUCCUUUGAGGCAAUAAAAUCCUUUGUGUUAUAGAGA